GAUGCACCUGACAGCCAGCCAGCCGCGUUCGCUCUAUGCUCUUUGCAUGCGCCUCUGCUGCUGCUGUCUUAGCAGAUUUAUAAACAACGCAGCUACGAGCUAACUCAGCUAACUCUCUAUUGCUAAAAGGCAACACAGAUGAUUGUUUUGCAGCUGCUAAAACCUCGUCGUCGCCGCUCUUGAACGCAGCCUGGUUUAUAUUUGGCUUAAAGGAGACGCGACAAAGAGAGCAUCAUGGUGACCGCGCUCAUCAGCAGCUUUACUAUCGCUUUAAGAGGCGCAAAAUAGGGUCUGCUUCUUUAAAAUUAUAUCGCUUUAUUGCUGAAUAGAUAAUUAAGAAAAGUUUUAAAUUCCUAAUUAAUAAAUAUAUGUAUUUAAUUUGCGUGUAAAUCCACCUCGCAUUCACAGUAAAAUGCCCCUCUGUUGGAUAAAGGCCGCUGGAAAUCAUCAAAACGUCUUUAAACCAGAUGUUGUCCGCUUUUACUGCGAUUUCUAGUCAACCUGCUGGACUUUAAGCUGAUUUUGCAGCAGGCUGAAGCGUCCUCGGGUGGAGAUGGAAGCGGUAAAUAAAGAUGAAGAGCCGGCGGAGGACAAGGCCGCAGAUGAAACCCCGGCCACAAGUAGGAGCGUUACCCCGCGGAGAGGGCUCAGAGAGCGGGGAGCGAGCCGCCCGAGGUCCGGCGUCUCUCCUUCAUUACUGGACGUUAACGGAGCUGUGUCGAGCUCAGGACGAGUUCUCAGAGACAGGUCAACGAGGACAGUACCGGCCUGGCUGAAGGACACCAAGAGUGACGAUGAGGAAGAAGAAGAGGAACCGAGCCCGGACACCGGUGCGACUAAGAGGCGGAAAGUUCCCAACUCGAGGCGGAAGAAACAGCCUGAUUGUGGGGCUGCUGCUGAGGCUGCAGGGGGGGUCGCAGGUGACAGCCUUCAAGGCACAGACUCAGAGGACCCCAAGAAACCUGCCACAGAUGCUCAAGCUCUACCCUCCAGACGCCCCCCAGCCCAGACUCGUGCCAAGCCCCCGUCUGGCAGGGCCGUCCGCAGCCCUGCCAAGCCCGUGUGUAAGACCGAACCUGGAAUGGAGAACCAAGCUGCAGUGGAAGGAGAGGUAAAAAAUAAAGACAAGUAUGAAAUUAAAAAGAAAGAGGAGGAAAGCGAGGACGUUGCUGAACCAGUCUUGGAUGAUGAAGACCCUCCAUUUCGGGACGACCCCAACGACCUCAGCUACCAGCCACAGAGUCAGAGUGGUGUAGAGGAAGAAGAGGGUCUCAGCAGUGAUGAAGAUCUUCCUUUUACAGAUGACCUAAAUGACCAGAGCUACGAUCCGAAGGAUGAACGGGACGUCCCUAAACCAAAGCGCAGAGCUCCUCCGAGACAGAAGGAGAGGAAAGAGAAAGAGAAGGCUCCUAAAAAAGAGAAGGAGGUUGCUGAGAUAAAGAUCGAAGGUUUGGACAACGUGGAGAGUUUGGAAGAGGAAGUAAAGCUAGAGGAGGAAAUCGUGGAUGACCCGGAUGGACCCAGGAAGAGAGGCCGGCGGAAAAAAGACGAUAAAACUCCGCGGCUGCCAAAGAGAAGGAAGAAGCCCCCUGUGCAGUAUGUGCGCUGUGAAAUGGAAGGAUGUGGGACGGUCCUGGCUCAUCCUCGCUACUUACAGCAUCAUAUAAAGUACCAGCACUUGCUCAAGAAGAAAUACGUCUGUCCUCACCCUUCUUGUGGAAGGCUGUUCCGACUACAGAAGCAGCUGCUGCGUCAUGCAAAGCACCAUACAGACCAGAGGGACUAUAUCUGUGAGUUCUGUGCUCGUGCCUUCAAGAGCUCCCACAACCUGGCUGUGCACCGCAUGAUCCACACCGGAGAGAAGCCCCUCCAGUGUGAAAUCUGUGGCUUCACGUGUCGUCAGAAGGCGUCUCUCAACUGGCACAUGAAGAAGCACGACGCCGACGCCACCUAUCAGUUCGCCUGCUCCAUUUGUGGCAAGAAGUUUGAGAAGAAGGACUGUGUGGUGGCCCACAAGGCUAAGAGUCACCCGGAGGUACUAAUCGCUGAGGCUCUGGCAGCCAACGCUGGCGCCCUCAUCACAACCCCGGCCUCCCUGCUGGAGCUGCCAGGAAACCACAUGCAAGCAGAGGUCACCAGCCUGGACGUGAGCCAAAUGGGGCAGGAUGGGCAGGUGGACCAGCUGAGUCACGAUGGUCAAGUGGCUCAGGUGUCCCAGAUGGGUCAUGUGACCCAACAAGUGAGUCACCAGGUGGUGUUACUGGGACAGGACCAGAGCCUCCACACCAUGCAGGUGCCGGUGACGAUUGCCCUGUCCCCCAUCGACCCCCCGUCGCCAGCUGACAACCAGCAGCAGACUCACCUCCAGCUCCAGAUGCCCGUCCAGUUUGUGCAAGCUGCUCAGCAGCCGCAACAGCUGACCCUCCACUCCGGCUCAGUGGUGACCCAGCAUCAACCCCAGCUGCACUCUCUACAGUCGUACUCCUCCCAGCAGCAGAGCCAGACACAAAUCCUUCAGAUGACCUUCCAGCCAGUCAGCCAGUCUCAGCACCACAUUCAGCAGAUCCCCAUCCUAGCGACCUCUCAGCAGCUCCAGAGCCUGCACGCAGCGUCCCUGAGUUCUCCUCUCCUGUCCCCCUCCCAGCCCCAGUCCCAGGACCCGGCCUCCACUAACGGGGACAGCUUUAUUCUGGACAACCCGGUGCUCUCGUCUUCCUCUCCGUCAGCUGGCUCCCUCGUGCAGACAGAAGUUAUGGGGGAGGACGGCGUGGUCUGGGAGCAGACGGGACACGGGGAAGUUCUGUCGGACAGCACUGAGAGACACGUGCAGCAGACCCUCAUGUAAAACGAGGAUCGCACGAACAGAACAGAAGAUGGAAGCAGAUUGCCAUCAGUGACCUGAUACACUGUACUGCAAUGUUUGAGGUAAAUGUAGGAUCACCAAUAUAUUAUGUACUGUUCACUCAUAGUCAUAUUCGGUAGCUUUUUAGAAUAUCUGUAUCAGGGAAAGAUAUGUAUGUGUGUCUGUAUGUGUAAGUCGUUGCCUUUGUACAUAAGUCCUGUAAACUUAACUAGCCUUUUAUGUGAGUGUGUGUAAUGAUGCUGAGGUUAUGUUGCAAAGCUAUUAUGCAAUAAUAUUAGCAUACCUCUUAGUAAUAUACAACACACACCUAGUGUGUGGCGUCAAGGUUCCUACUGAAAUAAAUCAACUGUAUUUAUAUUAUGAAUUAACACAAACACACGUUAGAAAGCUAUAAACACAAUCCCAAUAUGUGUGGAGUAAAUUCUGUUUAAAUGAAUAAUAGGCAGCUAUUUUUUUCAUUUAGUGUCCAGAUCUACUGUAAAGCCUUUAUUUGGCGAGGUUAAAAGAAAAAUACAACUGACAAAGAGAAACAUUUCAAAACCUGAAAAGGAAUAGACAAAACUUAUGUUUUACAGUCCUGUAAAAAAAAGUCACAGAAUAUGCAUAUUUUAGCUAUUUUGUCAGUGUCAUUAAACAUGUUUCACUGGCAGCUGUUUGUUAAGCUUGGCUGUUGGUAGACUUUGAAGGAGUAAUAACCUAUAUAAUGUAUAUACUUAUCACGUCCUCGGUCAUUAUAGGCAGCUAAAAGGUGACCUUGGAUACUGUAAAUCACACGUGAACUCAUAAAAUAACAGCAAGCACAGAAUUAAACUCAAACAUUGUCAAUAACCUUUGAAGUGUAAAUGUAAUUUGAUAAGCAAAGCUAUGUAGAGAAACCUUGGAGCAUAUGUCGAUACUAAAUCUGCACCUCUUCUGGUUUGUGAUUUAGGAUGUGUGGUAGAGCAAACACAAAAACUGUUCAUUUAUAAGAUGAAAAUAAAUGUCUUAACAUUUAUCUAAAGUGUAUUCACUAAUGGUAGUCAACACGAACCCGAGCAAUCUCACUGACUGUCUUGAACUGGGGCAGUUAUAGGCUCGAUCCCAAUGUCCACUCUCACAGACUCCCGCAAAGUUUAGAGUCCAUGAGGGCGCCCUCGCAGACGUUUUGAGCCCUUUAUGAACAAUUUCCGGUAGUCUGUAUUUCUGCAUUUCUGCAGACUUUGCCUGAGGGAAUUACCCACAAUUCAUAGCGUUGUGACGUUAAACACAGGGUUACUAGGGGAAGCCCGGAGGCAUAAAAUAAACGAUAAACAAGAGGACAGGACAUGGGUGUUCAGCCAGGCAUAUUUAAAUUUACACAGAAACGUUAACAUUAAGGAUUUGAGAGGGUACAUAAAAAACACAUGAAAUCAGAGUAAUGCGAGUAUCAGAGUAUUAGAAUAUUACACACCUGCUUUAUUCAUCAAACAUUUCUUUUAUUUUUUCUUCAUGAAGUUUGACAAAAACAAGUAAAU
Sebastes umbrosus (honeycomb rockfish) is the source of this 4356-nucleotide messenger RNA. RefSeq names its product E3 ubiquitin-protein ligase ZFP91. Gene Ontology annotation, molecular function: transcription coregulator activity. NCBI's taxonomy places the organism in Eukaryota, Metazoa, Chordata, Actinopteri, Perciformes, Sebastidae. The record is from RefSeq and is a predicted model, not a curated record. The transcript is spliced from 12 exons. Gene Ontology annotation, cellular component: nucleus. Gene Ontology annotation, biological process: regulation of transcription by RNA polymerase II. Bases 554 to 2845 code for a protein of 763 amino acids.